Molecule: messenger RNA, 3349 nt
Organism: Micropterus dolomieu (smallmouth bass)
Lineage: Eukaryota; Metazoa; Chordata; Actinopteri; Centrarchiformes; Centrarchidae
Gene: mfsd1l
Product: major facilitator superfamily domain containing 1-like
Exons: 13
Coding region: 311-1759 (482 amino acids)
Biological process (GO): transmembrane transport
Molecular function (GO): transmembrane transporter activity
Source: RefSeq, a predicted model, not a curated record
UUUGACUUUUUCUUGAAUGUCUAAUAUAGAAAAGAAUGUAAUAAUGAUCUAGAAAUGACCAUGAAUAAAGUUUCAGGGGUUAAAAAAAAGUGUCUGCUUCGUGCGCAGAUUUACAAGCGACUCGUUGCGUCUUUACAGAGGAAGAGGUCGAUCCAUGUAGUUUAAAGAGCUGCGGACUGCAGAAAAGAGUUGCAGCGGACCUGAACGCACCCUGCUAACACUGCUAACUAGCCUGUCCAUGUAAACAACACAGAAGGAUGUGAUUUUGAAGUCUUCUUUUUUUAUAGUCUCUGUUCUUUUUUCGCUCACCAUGACGCAGCCGGCAGAGAAAGCUUAUUAUCGCUUUGUGGUGCUGUUCUUCAACUGCCUGCUGACAUUUGGCUCCUACUUCUGCUUUGACAUGCCCAGUGUUUUGCAGGAUCAGUUCCAAGGGAACCUGACAUGUCCCAAUGCAACAGUGAUCAAUGGGACGGUGGACUGUGUGGAGGGAUUGGGGAUGAGCCCUCAGCAGUACAAUCUUCUUUAUGCCAUCUAUGCUUGGACGAAUGCAGUUGUGGUGAUCCUGGCUGGGUUCCUGAUUGACAAAUUAGGAAACCGCUUUGGAGUAUUUCUGUUCUCCUUUCUGUGUGUUUUGGGCUCGUCGCUGUUUGCACUGGGUUCCCACUAUAAAGGAUCUCCCUAUCUGCUGCCACUUAUGCUCACAGGCCGACUACUUUUUGGAUCAGGCAACGGAUCUCUGACCAUUGUUCAGAACCGCAUCACAGCCUUUUGGUUCAGAGGGAAGGAGCUGGCCUUGGCUUUCGGUCUGACCCUGGCUUUCUCUCGCCUGGGUUCAGUCCUGAACUUCUUCCUCACCCAGAAGUUUGAAGAAAAAUAUGGCAUGCAGUGGACACUCUGGGGUGGUGCACUGCUGUGUGUGCUGGGCUUUAUAUCUGCCAUUGUAGUCAGUGCCCUGGACAAGAUCGGUAUGACGCAGCUGGGUCUUGAUGGUGCCAUUCAAGAGGAGUCCCGCAAAGUGAGGAUUCAGGAUGUGAAGCUCCUGUCCCUAAGAUACUGGCUGCUGGUUCUCACCAUCAUGUUCUUCUACAACGGCAUUUUCCCAUUCAUCGCAGAUGCCAGUAAGUUCAUUCAGGAUAAGUACAGUGGCUACAGUCAGAAGGAGGCGGCCUACAUCGCCGGGGCAGUUUAUGACAGCUCACUGGUCCUCUCAGCCACCGUGGGCAUCCUCAUAGAUUAUGUGGGCCUGCGGGGCAUUUUCGCAGUGGCCUGCGCUGUCCUCACGCUGCCUGUGUUUGGACUCCUGGCCUUCACCUUUGUCCCUCCACUUGUCUCCACCAUAUGGCUCGGAGUCACCUACUCUUUUGCUGCUGCAAGCAUGUGGCCUUCUAUUCCCCUCGUGGUACCUCAGGCGACUCUGGGAACCGCCAUGGGUCUGGCCACCUCCGUACAGAUGGUUGGGAUUGGGGUGUCCAAUCUGGUUGUUGGGCAGAUUCUGGGCACCAAGUCCAGCGAAACAAAAAUUCCGCUGUGGCGUUGGCAGAGGAUGAUGAUCUUCAUGUUGGCUAACACUAUCAGCUGCAUCGUCACGUCAGUGCUGCUCAACACUGUCGACCACAGACAGGGCGGGACCCUGAACAAGACAACCAAGAGGUCAGCACAGGCAGAGAUAGAUUCAGACAGAGAGCCGCUCAACCAGGGAGAGGAACAGCAGGAGGAGGAAGAGGAAGAGGUGGUCAGAUCUCCUUCUAUCAACUCCUAAGUUUGAACAUCCCCCCCCCCUUUUUUUCCAGCAACACAACAAUUUGUAAUACAUUCAGUGUGAAUUACCAACAUACAGAUGUUUGCCUGUCGUCUAUUUUUAAUAAUCUGUGUUGUAAUUUGGUUUGAGUGAGAAUCAGUUAUGGAGUACACAGUCUUAGUGUUUCCAUAUAUGUCAGAAAUGGUUGCCAGGUUUUAUAAAAUGUACCUUAGAGCCACCCAGCUUCUAUAGCACCUAUCUUUACUUUCUCCACACGUCCAAACCUCACAAGUUCUCCAGCCGACUGGACAUGUGUGGGAGAGGCCACCUGCUUCCACUAGCCGUCUAGCAAUUAUGGAAGCAAAAGGAAUAUUAUUCUGGUAAUGUCUGAGCCCUUUCCAGGAUCAGGGGCCCCUCCAAGCCAUUAGGACCACCAAGUAUGUCGUAUAGAAGCUUGCCAGUGAAUUCCAUUAUCCAGACCCUCAGACGCUCCUAUGAUACAUAAGUUGCAACUUCCCCCAAUUUCCAGAUUAUCAGUCUUCACCUGUAAUUUUUUAUAAUCACUGCUCAACUGUGCCUAUCGCGUCUCCAUGGCAUCCAAGUAGACUGUAAAAUUCUUCAGCCCUUUUGUUAUUUUGUUUGCCACUACAUUCAUCCAGGGAAAUUUUAAUCAGAGAGAGGGCUUGUUUUGAUCUCUUCUCGUAUGCCACCGUUCUCUCUGAAUGCUUGUAGCACCUACAGUGUUCUUGCUAAUAGCCUCUGAGUUGCUAGCUUGCAUGGCUUCAGGAGGUUCGGGAGGCAUUUCUUUGUCCAAAAACUGACUCAAAAUAUCUGUUCAAGUAUUUAGUCUAAGAAUUUAAUAUUUGUACAUAUGUACAUGAUGAUAAGGUGUUUUCUGUUUUUAUUUCCAUUUUAGAAGUACAUAAUAAAUGAUGAUGAAACUUCUGCUAAGCACAGCUAUAUUUUGACACACUGUAAUUCUAAUAAUUUAGGAAAUAUAUCCAGACAUACACUAUAUAGUGGUAGCACUUGGAGAUUUGUGUGUCAUAGAAAAAUGGACUAUUGGCCUUGGUGGAGGUCUGUUCUCUUUGAGUGCCUUUCUAAUUUUUAUAUGUACAAGGUUUCAAAUUGAACUUGGUUUAUAACUGUACACCUCACUGAAACUACAUUUGUCUGUAGUUGCUACAGCAGAUAACUGAGCAGUGUUAAUGAAUCAGAUCCCUGUUAAACGGUGUUAACACCCAAAUAGCAUCAAUAACUUGUAUUCAAUGUUAAACCAGGUAUAAUACGGGUAAGAAGAAAAUCAACUUUUUUAUUUAGUUAUGAGUUUAUUUAAACUGAAACACAAUCUAUCAAUCACAUUAUCACUCAGCUAUCUCAUGUACUGCCAUAACUGACUGUGUGAAGCUUACUGAGGACACUAGAUAAUUUUAAUGUAGUGUGAAAAUGCAAAUCACUAAAAUGCCCCCCCCCACACACACACACACAACAAAACAAGUGUUUGUACCUCCUAUCAUGGUUUAAGAUGUCAGCAUGUACUUAGAGAAGGGAAUUUGAUAUGUUACAUUGCCCAAACAGCAAAAAUAAAAUGCUGUUUAUAUUUUUUGACAA